CUUAAAGUCAUAUCUUGAAUGAAAUAUCUAAAAUUCCUCUUUUCUCUGUUCUCUCUUCCUUCUUCUUCUUUCUCUUACGAAAUUGGUAACAGAGCUUCAAGCUCUUGUUACACCAUCAUAUCUUAUUAUUCUCCAUCUUUUAGAUUUGAACACCCAAACAGCCGUACAGAAGAUACCAAGAAUAGGAAACAAAAAAUGGGUGACGAUGUUUUGCCUGUCGUAGUAAUGGUUAUGGUGCAGAUUGGCGAUGCAGGGCUGAACAUAGUAGGAAAAAUUGCAAUGGAUGCAGGCAUGAACCCUUUCGUCCACAUUGCUUAUCGCCAAAUAAUUGGCACCAUUUUCCUUGCUCCCUUUGCUUACUUCUUCGAGAGGAAAACUAGGCCUCAGUUGACAACAUCUAUACUUUUCUGGAUUUUCUUAUGUUCUUUUUCCGGGUUCAUGGUGAAUCAGAUUGCAUACUUCGUUGGUUUAAAAUAUUCCACUCCAACAAUCGCCUGUGCAUUAUCAAAUUUAAUUCCAGCUGCCACUUUUCUCCUAGCUAUCCCUUUUGGGUUGGAGAAAGUGAGGGUUAGAACUAAGGCAGGGCAAGCCAAAGUGUGGGGUACAAUUAUAUGUGUUGGUGGUGCAACGUUACUCUCCUUGUAUCAUGGACCUAUUGUAAUUGGUCAAUCUGGCAUCCAUUGGAAAUUUGCAGAAAAGACUGAGAAAAACAACUCUAGCGGCCAUCACAACUUAAUCUUGGGACCGUUUCUUGUUAUUGUUAGCACUAUUUCUUACUCAUUGUGGAUUAUUUUCCAAGCAAGAGUGAGCGAGAAGUAUGCAGCUCCAUACACAAGUACAAUGUUGAUGUGCUUAAUGGCAAGUUUUCAAUGUGUAAUCAUUGGUGUUUGUGUUGUUCAUGACAAAGCUGCUUGGUCUCUAGACCGAAUGAGAACUAUUGCCGUUCUUUACAACGGAAUCGUAUGCACUGCAUUAGGGUAUUGUCUAACUUCAUGGUGUAUACAAAGAAAAGGUCCUUUAUAUGUCUCUGUUUUCUACCCUUUGAUGCUAAUCAUUACGGCCGUUCUUAGUUGGGCUUUGCUUCGUGAGAAACUAUAUGUUGGAACAGUUGUAGGAUCGUUCUUGACAGUUGUGGGAUUCUAUGGUGUCUUAUGGGGAAAGGAUAAGGAGAAAUCGCAGUCGGAAACAGAAAGUCUUGAGAUGAAAACAGAUGAAAUUGAAACAAGAAGGAGCUAAGUGUGAUUUGGAACUGCAAUUAUCUGGACAUUCCAAUCCUAAAAUUUAUGCCAGCAAAUAGAAGCUUUUAAAAUAU
Molecule: messenger RNA, 1312 nt
Organism: Lycium ferocissimum
Lineage: Eukaryota; Viridiplantae; Streptophyta; Magnoliopsida; Solanales; Solanaceae
Product: WAT1-related protein At1g09380-like
Exons: 7
Coding region: 19-1236 (405 amino acids)
Cellular component (GO): plasma membrane
Molecular function (GO): transmembrane transporter activity
Source: RefSeq, a predicted model, not a curated record